This is a messenger RNA of Racocetra persica, 197 nucleotides long. Lineage: Eukaryota; Fungi; Glomeromycota; Glomeromycetes; Diversisporales; Gigasporaceae. The record is from the annotation of a GenBank genome assembly.
CAAAAGUAGAUUUGACAUUAGAAGAAGUCGAAAAAGAACGUGCAGAAAUUGCCAAGGAAUUAUCGAUUUUAAAGAGCAAAGAACGUAAACAUCGAUGGUACGAGCAAAAAAAGAAAGAAAGGAUGGAUUCAGGAUUUGGAGAGGCAGAAGUAGAAUCUUUAAAUAAUAACAAUAAUGAAUCUUUAAAUCAGGAAGGU